AUGCUUAGAAUCGCCCGAGUGUCACACAAUGCUGUCAAGAUGGCCUCUUCGCGGGGAAUCCACUUCUCAUCCGAUGGAUUCAUCAAAAUGAAGGACCAAAAGCACAUCCUCAAGGUUAUGAACAGCCCGGAAAACCAAUGGUCCACAGAUGAACUUCUGUCGCAUUCAGACCACUCUUCUGACGAAAUCACCUCAGAGACCCUCCAGAAGGUCUCAAAAAAGCUGGCACCCAUCUUCAAGAGUGCUGCACUGCCAAUGCCUGAUUCCGAUGAGACCAUGUUUUCUCUCAUCAAGACUCUCCGAACUCAGGUAAACCUGGUCUCUCAUAUUCACGACAUUGAUGUCAGCGGAGUGGCUCCAUUGACCUGCCUUACUCCCAUCAAGGACUUUACAUACGAGCAGCUCACAGCUGAGGACUCUGGAGAGCCUGGUCCCGAGGUUCUAUGGGAUGCUCUGAGUUGUGCCGAGAAGAAGGACGGCCGAUUCUUCGUUGUCAGCCGUGAUAUUAAGCAGGAGGAGCCCACCCAAUGA
Messenger RNA from Yarrowia lipolytica CLIB122, 531 nucleotides. The record is from RefSeq and is a predicted model, not a curated record. Lineage: Eukaryota; Fungi; Ascomycota; Dipodascomycetes; Dipodascales.